AAUACUUAACAUGUAAUAUCAAUUGUAGAUCCUGAUCAAACUACUGCUUAAAGACUUCAUCAUUCCUAAACUUCUAAAGCCCAUUUCUCUGUUGUUCCUAGUGAACCUUGUUAAACAUCAUAUGAAAUUAUUGAGAAAAAUAAACUUCAAUAUUUAGAAUUUUAUGGUUAAUAUACAGAAUAGAGAUUUAUGGAAAAUAUGGCUGGUUGUAUUUGGUAAUAUUUUAGGUUUGAUGCCCAUUUCUGAAAAAUUAAAAUUGCUUGAAAACUUUCUAAAUAUGUUUGAAGAAAUGAUGUAAUGUCUAAAUACUAUUUUAAAUAACCUUGUCUAAAUUAAUUUUACUUCUUAAGACUUUUAAUAGAUAUAUAAUACAACACCAGAAAAUGUUGCUAACACUCUUUUUAAGGAUAUAAAAGUAUUAGUAAAUAUAUUUUAAGACACUUGAAGGUAUUCAUUUAGAACUACAAUAUCAAUCCUCCUUAAGAUAUUUGGAAACCGUACUAGAAGCGCUUAAUCUCAAUCCGGAUCUGUCAAAAAAGUUAUAUUUAUUCGAUGUCAAACAAUGGUCAUCAUCAUGUUAUACUCACUUAAAUCAGCAUAUCACUUCUCUUAAUAUAAAAUCUAGGGAUAAAUCAAUUUGUUGCUGCAAAGUAUGA
Molecule: messenger RNA, 656 nt
Organism: Paramecium sonneborni
Lineage: Eukaryota; Ciliophora; Oligohymenophorea; Peniculida; Parameciidae
Source: the annotation of a GenBank genome assembly